This is a messenger RNA of Ramularia collo-cygni, 1926 nucleotides long. RefSeq names its product related to monooxigenase. The coding region runs from base 1 to 1926 and encodes 641 amino acids. The transcript has 4 exons. Lineage: Eukaryota; Fungi; Ascomycota; Dothideomycetes; Mycosphaerellales; Mycosphaerellaceae. Gene Ontology annotation, molecular function: N,N-dimethylaniline monooxygenase activity; NADP binding; flavin adenine dinucleotide binding. The record is from RefSeq and is a predicted model, not a curated record.
AUGGCUACCGCUGGCGUCUACAACCAGGUCGACCUGCCCGGCUCGCAGGUACAAAACAUUGACGUUGACAAAGCUGAGCCCCCAGCACUGUCCUUUGACCCCGUCAAGCUCAAGGAGAUAUACACAGCUGAAAGAGACAGGCGACUCCAGCAUGGAGGAGGUAUUAAUCAGUACCGGCUGGUUGAAAACAAGGGCAUAUUCUCCCAUUACUUGAAUGACCCCUGGGUCGAGCCGGGCUUUACGAGGAAGCCCGUCUCUGAGCAGGUCGAUGUGGUCAUUGUAGGAGGCGGCUACGGUGCUCAACUAGUCGCGGUUCGACUCAUUGAAGCCGGAGUCAAGAACAUUCGAUUGAUUGAAAAGGGUAUGCUUGGGCAUCCCAUCCUCUUGAACGAUCUGACAAGUUUAGCAUCGGGUUAUGGAGGAACUUGGUACUGGAACAGAUAUCCCGGUGCCCAGUGUGACAUUGAAUCUUACAUUUAUAUGCCACUCCUUGAAGAGCUGGACUAUGUGCCAACAGAGAAAUACGCGCACGCCAAUGAGCUUCUCAAGCACUCUGAAAUGAUCGGCCGCAAAUAUGGACUGUACGAUCGAACACUUUUCCAGACAGAAGUCGGAGAGCUUCGAUGGGAUGAGGAGAAGGCACUCUGGUCUGUCUCGACAAGCCGGAACGAUGAUAUCAAAGCACGGUUUGUCAUUCCCAGCGCUGGGCCACUGCAUCGACCGAAGCUACCGGGUGUGAAAGGCAUUGAGGAUUUCAAGGGCCAUUCCUUUCAUUCCAGUCGAUGGGACUACAAGUACACUGGCGGAGAUAACGGUGGAGGUUUAACCAACCUGAGCAAUAAGCGUGUGGCAGUGAUAGGCACUGGAGCCACAGCUGUGCAGAUUGUACCCAAUGUUGCGAAGUACGCCAAAGAGCUGUUCGUCUUCCAGCGGACGCCUUCCUCGAUAGACCUACGUAACAACCGUCCGACGGACGAAAAAUGGKCGUCCAGCCUACAGAAAGGAUGGCAAUUAGAACGCAUGGAGAACUUCAAUGAGAUUGUCAACGGCGCAAUCCUAUCCAAUGACCUGGUCCAAGAUGGAUGGACCGACAUUCUCCAGAAACUCCUCGCCCGCGGAACCGCAGACCCAUUGACCGAUCCCGAGAAAGCGGCAGCAGAACGUCAGCUGGCCGACUUUGAGAAGAUGGAGCAAGUCCGAGCCCGCUGCGAUGAAGUCGUAAAGGAUAAAGCCACGGCCGAAGCUCUCAAGCCCUAUUAUAACCAGUUGUGCAAGAGGCCUUGCUUUCAUGACGAAUAUCUCCAGGCAUUCAACCAGGAGAAUGWCCACUUGGUAGAUACCAAAGGUCUAGGAAUCGACUAUAUCACUGAGAAAGGCAUCGUAUCGCAGGGGAAAGAAUAUGAAGUCGAUUGCAUUAUAUAUGCCACUGGCUUCGAACUCGCUACGGAUUGGUCCCAUCGUGCUAACUUGGAGAUCUAUGGUCGUGGCGGUCAGACCAUCACUGAUUGCUGGAAGAAUGGCGCUUCUACACUGCACGGCUGGAGCACGAGAGGCUUCCCGAAUUGUUUCUGGGUCUCGGUCGUACAAGCUGCUUUGACGCCGAACUUCCUGCACGUCACCGGCGAACAGGCAAAGCAUCUGGCGUACGUGGUUGCAGAAAGUAUGAAGCGGAAUGUACGGACUGUGGAACCUACUGCCGAGGCGGAGGAGGCUUGGGUCAAGACUAUCGUACAGCUUGCAGGGUUGCGAGCACAGUUUCUCAAGGAGUGCACGCCUGGCUAUUACAAUAAUGAGGGUACGGCGUUGGAGGGUGCCGCGAGGAAUGGUGCCUAUGGUGCUGGAUCGCCUGCUUUCUUGAAGAUACUGAAGGAUUGGAGGGAGAAGGGCGAUUUCGAGGGGUUGGACUUCAAGUACAAUGAUCAGUAG